Molecule: messenger RNA, 3137 nt
Organism: Protopterus annectens (West African lungfish)
Lineage: Eukaryota; Metazoa; Chordata; Ceratodontiformes; Protopteridae
Gene: SCG2
Product: secretogranin II
Exons: 2
Coding region: 120-1946 (608 amino acids)
Cellular component (GO): secretory granule
Source: RefSeq, a predicted model, not a curated record
CACAUGAUUGGUUCUAUAACUAGAGGGAGCUGUCCUGGUGCUGAAGACAACAAACACUGAGAAAACCGAGGACCGAGUUAUUUCUGUUCGGAGGUGUAGACUCAAGGAACGUUCAGAAAAUGACAGACGCCAAACCUUGUUCACUUGGAGUGGUAUUUAUUAUUUCCACUAUGAUUGGUACCUGUUGCGUUCAUAGUGCUUCAUUAAGACAAUACAAGUUAAGUGAAAAUGAACCAGAUUCUAAAUUUAAAAACACAUACAGAUUUGCCAACCCAGAUAUGUUAAAAGCUCUGGAAUACAUAGAAAGUCUCCGACAACAGACUAGAAAUGGGGAUAUUCCAGACUAUGACGACUUCGACCACAUUCGGUUGUCACAGACUGUUCCUCUAUAUCAAAAAGUGGACGAAAUGGAAGGGAGAAACACCCUAGUCAGCGAGCCAAAGGGCGCUUUUAAUGAGGGAGAUGCACAGUUGUUUCAAAUAAUGGUAGACGCCCUGAAACAAGCAGAAGAAGCCAAACCCGCAGCAAAAGGAAACAAGCCCAUUAAUUCUGACUACAGAGCCCAGUUUCCGAAAUUUGAAAUCAACAGUGACGAUUAUGAGACAUACAAAUGGCCUGAAGGAAAAAGCAAAUCUUUAAAAAAGCCCAAAAUCCCACAUGGCAACUACAGAGACAGCCUUUACAAACGUACUAAUGAAAUUAUAGAAGAGCAAUAUACUCCACAAAACAUAGCAACACUGGAAUCGGUGUUUAAAGAAUUAAGUAGGCUAUCUGAACCAAUAAACCUUAAAAAGGACGGAUUAGAUGAGCAAAAAUUAUACAGGGACGACGACGAGGUAAAUAAAGUGAACAACAUUGCUUACGAGGAUGAUGAGGAUGGGGGUGACUGGAAUCCCGUAGAAGAAAAAAUUGAAAGUCAACAAACCGAAGAAGAAGAAAUUGUGAACAGCAAAGAGAAGAUAGACGAAAAUAUGGACGAUGAGAUUAAAAGAGCGCUUAAGCAAAACUUCCGCGAGGAAGAGGCGCAAGAAAGAGACACCAGGCAUCAAAGUUCAAAUGACCUUCCAGAACUAAUAAAUUACUUAAAAGGGGUAAUGGCCCACCUUGAAAAUGGGAGGCUAAAGAAUGUACAGAAUGAAGAUAAGAGGACUUCCAAGCCAUUUGGUAAUGACAUGGAUACUCAGUCUAUAUAUCAGUUGAUAGAACUCUCUAGGGAAUUGCAAAUUCCUCCUGAAGAUUUAAUAGACAUGCUGCAGGGAGGAAACGGGAAGAAGCAAAACAGAAGUCCGGUGGCAGACAACGAUUCUGCAAUUCCAGGAGACGCAGAGAACAUUCCAAAGCCAGACUUCGACUUUAACAGUAAAAUAUCCACAAAAGAUAACGCUGGCAACGGAUCUGAGAACCAGCCCAUAGAGCUGACUGCUGAGGAUGUUUUGAAUCUUCUAGGUACAGAUGCUUCAGUCCACAAAAGCCCAGCAUACCACCUGAAACAGAACCCUUUCGGAAACGCUCUGCAACCUUUCCUGUCAUCUCCAAGUAGAAGGACCAGGGGACAGUCCUUGCCAAAAAAUGCUUGGAUCAUGGAUGGCUUAGAGAAGAGACAAUCUGAUUACCCUCAAAUAAAUGACGAGGAGGGCGAACUGGCUGAGUAUCUCGUUAACAUGCUGGCCAAAUACCCAGAUGUACUUAAUAAAAAUCAACUGAAGCGCACACAGACAUUUUCAUCCAGUGAGGAUUUCCAAGAUGAUGAACAUAACGAUCCGGCACUAAAAGCAUAUUUAAACCAAGCUGAGUCAGAUAGCUUGGAUAAAGCAAAGAGGUUUACGGCAGCCACAGAAGAAGGCGAGUCACCAAGUCGACAUUAUUUAGAAGAAGACAUGUUAAGAAAGAUGUUGGAAUUCCUUAGCAAAGACGCGGAAGAAAAUGCAGAGCGCCAUACAACGUGAACAGGAAAGGAUUACAGACACAUUGCUUUUCUGGUGAACAUAAAUGUUAUAUUUCUUCUUAAAUAACUGACACAUCUAAGAAGUAUAUGAAAUUUAUCAUAAUUAGAUACAGCUCGGAAUGCUUUCCUCAUUAAGUAGGUGUUUCAGUUUGCUAUAUUAUUGCUGGUUCGCCACAUGAAAUAGUGAAAUUAUUGCUGAAUGGUGGCAGAAAAUGUUUUUCUUGCUUUUUUUUUUCUUUUUUUACUUAAGUUGCCUUAUCACAUGCCUUUUUGGUAUAGAUUCUAAAUGUUGCACAUUAUAUGAAAUUAUAUUUUCAUUUACAGCUGCAGCUACAAUGAAAAAAAAAAACUGUAGACAUUAAUUAGUUUGCCUUCUGCUGUGGCCUUUGAAGUCCUUCUUAUAAUUUAUGUAAUGAAGACUACCAUUAGUGUAGUUCUGAAUGUAAAGCUACAACAUGUGUACAAGAUUAAAUGAGUGCCAACAUAUAUGUAAAGUGUUAUAACAUCAACAUUUUUAAUUUUAGUGCAAAAGCUGGAGGAUAUUUUCCUCAGCCUGUGAUCUCAUGCUCCACAAUAGUGUAAUAUUUGUUUAUGGACAUAAUUCUUUGUAUCCUUACUAGCAAACCGCAUCAUCCAUCUGUGGUCUAAUAGUGGAGAGUCAUGGCAGUAUGAGUGUGGGCUACAAGUUGAUAUGCCAAGAAUAAACAUUCAUGUUAUUCUGUCAGGUACUGAAGAUUUAUGGAGAACAGUAAAUCUGAUUGAAUAUACACAAAAUACAGUCUGAGUUUGUUUUGCACCGUGUUUCUGACAGUUGGUACUAGCAGUUUGCCAACAAAUUAAGUAUUACACUAUGUAUUAAAUUAUUAAGUUUGUUUUAUUGUUUAAUUUGCACAUCCCUUUGUGAUAUUGUAUUACACUGGAAAAUGUAUACAGGGCACAAUGUACAUCAUUAACUUUUCAUGGUCUGUAUCCUGUCAAAAAUGUUAGUAUAUUUUGUUCAUAAAUAUAUUAACUCAAACAUGUCAGCAACAUAGUAGUAAAUUCUGCAACAUUUUCAUUAUGCUUUUAAUCAGUCUAUUUUUUAAUAGUGUGCGCUGUAUUAAAAUAAAGAUGGAACAUUACACUAUUGUUUUCUUUAUAAACAUUUUCUAUGAUCAGAAUGAUCAUUAAUAAAUUGUAUUUCUUGAAUAAA